Molecule: messenger RNA, 752 nt
Organism: Vitis riparia (riverbank grape)
Lineage: Eukaryota; Viridiplantae; Streptophyta; Magnoliopsida; Vitales; Vitaceae
Exons: 2
Coding region: 70-528 (152 amino acids)
Cellular component (GO): mitochondrion
Source: RefSeq, a predicted model, not a curated record
UGGUAGAAACCCUAGACCACUCCAAAACCCUGAUCCCUCAGACUACUCUGCUUCUCUCUCAAUUCAUCAAUGGCGUCAUCCAACGGCGGGAGAUUCCGGGAGCUCCUGAAGAAGUACGGAAAAGUCGCACUCGGCGUCCACUUCUCCGUGUCCGCCGCCUCAAUCAGUGGCCUCUACAUCGCCAUCAAGAACAACGUCGACGUCGAAUCGCUCCUCCACAAGGUGGGGAUGAGUGGCGUCUCCACCAAAGAUGAGCAGCAGCAGCAGCAGCUCCACCCUCCACCGACGGAGACAUUAGAUGAGUUUGUUAUAGAAGAAAGACCCAGCUCGGAAAAUCAACAGCCCACGCUGCAGAAGAGGAACCGGACUGCGGAAUUGGCCGCCACCAGCGGCGGAGCCCUAGCCUUGGCCGUUCUCUGCAAUAAAGCUCUGUUUCCAAUUAGGGUCCCGAUCACAAUUGCUCUAACGCCCCCGGUUGCAAGGUUCUUGGCGAGGCGUCGGAUUAUCAAGAACAAUGGGAGAGGAUGACGAGUUUGUGAGAUGUGAAUCAUGUGAUUGGGCAGUGCUCAAAGGCCUAGUACCCACAAGAUUUUGGUUGGGAAUUUUAGCAAUAAUUUGACACUCACAUUAUCUUGUUUUGUAGUUUUGAAUUUGCUUUUAUAUCAUGGGUUAAUGUAAAGAACCUCCAAAUAAAUUUAUAGUUUCUAUAUCUUGUAGUACUUUCAAUAAAGAAGUAGAGUUGGUUUUGCGCC